This is a messenger RNA of Symbiodinium sp. CCMP2592, 2235 nucleotides long. The record is from the annotation of a GenBank genome assembly. Lineage: Eukaryota; Dinophyceae; Suessiales; Symbiodiniaceae.
AUGGCCUCCGCUCCUCCAGCCCGACCCGUGUCCUUGGCCCAAUCCAUUGACGACCGCAACUUGGAUGGUGCUGUGACGUGGGAUGAGGCCGUCACCAAAACGGAUGGCAUGAAGAUCGUCAUAUUGGACAAACCCAUGGUGGUCAACAAACCACCGGGCCACAUCACCAUCGGGUGCCUUCCAGCUAAGGACGAGAUUGUGGACUGCUCGAAACGGAAGACUCAGUUCCUGGAUGUGAUUCUGGGUUACGAAGGCGACAUCGACUUAAAACAGGUGGAGAUGCUGUUCAUGCAGCAGCGAUAUCAGGAUCUUCCGGAUCCUAUCCGAGUGAAGGGGGAUAACAUAACGCCCUACACCAUGCAGCUCGUCAUUCUCCCGAAAGGCGAUCGCAAGUGGGAUGUCGUGAAGCACAUUCGGUUCGCUGAUGGUGCCAGGGUGUGGCAUUCCACCAUUGUGGGAAUGAGUGUUGGUCGACCCGUGGAGAUAGACUACCAGAAACAGUUCCGAGAGGGCAGCCGGGCACUUCAGUACAUGUUGGAAGGUUUAGGGGGCUUCCAGGUGCGCUAUGCCAAGAUCGUGUCUGGAGCUGCAGCCAAACAGCUACCAAAGGAGACUGAGGACAUUAGGAAAGGCUUCCAAUUUAUUCGCGACCACGGACCCGAGGAUAAUUCCAACGGCCACUUCACCUCUUGGACUGAGGAGCAGGUGAACGAUCCAUCUGGACCUUUGUUUAAAUGGGACAAGGGCACGGUGAAGGAGUUCCUCCGCUCCUUGGCCGACCAAGGCUCCACAGCCAACACCAUACGUGACUGGCCUUUGACACUAGUGGACUUCACCCCGUGGGCGUUGAACACGGUUAUUGCCCCAGUCUUGCCCCACCUCCUGGAGCACGCCGUCAUUUGGAUUGGCAAGUCCGAAGUGGGUAAGAGCCCCAUUGCCUACACGUUGUCCCACCUCAUGUCCUCAUUUUGGUUGAUUCAGGAAGAUCGAGCGGAUGCUGUGCCAUCAUUCCAGACCUCCAACCACUUGGACUACUUCCGUAAGGAGAAAGGUCGCAAAACCAAGCCACGUGUCUUUGACGAUGGCAACCUGAACUUGGAGCACCCCGCCUCCGUCAAGGCAGUGACUGAGGUUUCAGGCAUCGACAGGAAAACCAUGGCCCGAUACACUGCGUCUUCUUACGAGAAGAAUCAACUUUGCCAGGUAUGCUCCAACCCGUAUGAUCGCGCGGUGGAGCCGGUAAUGGGCGAGGGUUCAUCCUGCGACCGCAUUGAUUUCGAUACCUUCUUCAAGUUAGUGCGGCCUUCAUUCCACAAGGACUUCGACUAUGAGGACCUCAUCGCUGUGUUCAAGCGUUCGGUCGUCGUGGUUUUCACGGAUCAGGGAAUCUACCUUCGGCUUCCCGGUACCUCGACAUCACCAAUCCCUCGCCGUGCAUGGCCAAGCACUGACUUCGGUAUGGUUUCCCAUUGUGCCCGUGCCAAGUUGGCAGCGUACAAGCGUGGUCAACUGUCUGCAGCUCCUGCUGAGCAUGGCAAGCAUUUGCAAUGGUCCCUCAAUCUCCUUCAAGCAGCCCUUGAUGAUGAGAACAUCCCUCGCUGCAGCACAGUGUUGGGCAAAAACUUCGAUGGUAAGAAGUUCGUUCGAGAGACCCGUCCUCGGCUUGCAGGGAUUGACGCCACCACCACUUACUUUCCUGAUCAAAGCAAUGAGACCGUCCCUGAGAACGUCCCCAAGCGCUUCAAGUCCGUUAAGUCCACCGUGCUUCUUGGCUUUUGUGGGCAUUUCUUUUCUGAUCUUUUGUCCUACUGUAAGAGUAUGAACUUCGACAUCGUAGUUCCGGUGAAGAAGGAGCCGGGCGAAGUGAAAGAGAAGUUUCGCAUAUUCCACAAGAAACUAGGCAACCGCUCCCUCUGCAUCAGCAUUUCGAACGAGUCACGUACGGCAUCUCCCAAGGCAUCUUCGAAGGCUACUGCGGCAUCUCCCAAGGCAUCUCCGACAGCACCAUCGCCAAUGCUCACGGCAUCUCCUGACAUCAACGCGAAAUCUCUCAAGUCGGACACAUCGACGACGUCUCCCCGGGCUUGCGCGGCAUCCUCUUCGGCCCAUCUCGCGACAUCGCCAGGAGAGCCCAUGGACAUUGAUGAGGAGGACAAGGAGGAAGAGGUCGUCGAUCCCAUGGCUGGUCUCACUCAGCAACUCGAAGAGCUUGCAGACCAAGAUUACAAUGUCUGA